GCGGACGAGGUGGUGAGAUCGCGAGUGGCGAGGGGCAGAGUGGCAGCGCGGUGGUGCUGAUGAAGGCGAGGGCUCGGAUGGGUCCGGCGGAGGGACUACUGAAGACGGGUCGGGGGCUCGGGGUCGAGGGCGAGGGCGAGGUCGACGUGGCGAGCUCGCAUCCCUAAUCCGUCUCGUGGCGGGGCGGACGAAUUUCUUUGCUCGGGUCUGGAACAGCAGACCUCGACCUCGAGCAUAACAAACAGCAGCACUGCAGUGAGUGCAGUGCACUGACUCGCCACGGGAUUGUGGCGUCGAUUCAUUCUCGCAGAGCAGAGCGGUCAAAGGUGUGCGAUGGUGGUGGUGGUGGAGGAGGAGGAGGAGAGAGUUAGGUGAGGACGAUGUGUUCUUCUCGUGAACACGAAGAUCUACGCUCCGGAUGCAUCUGAAAAUUGUGCUCGCCUUGGCUUUGGGGUUUUCUACCGUCUGGUCUGGCGCAGGUUGCUGGCCUCUCAGGACUACAGAUUUGCCGGUAGCUGGGGGUUUCUCAACGGAACUGCGCAUGUGGAAUCCGAAAUAGAUGAAAAUUGGGAGGAUUGGCCGAUUCCUUGGUCUUCUGUCAAUCGGGGGCAGUUGAUGAAGGAGCGAGCGCUGUCUGACAAUGAGCGCGGUGAUUUUUCAGGGAUUUCCCGUUUGAUUGUUACUAUUUCAGGAGGUGGGUAGUGGUGGUCGUUUGUGAUGUAAUGUCCUGGUGAGGUGACACAUCGUCGACCGUUCUGAAGAUGAGAGAAGGAACAAUAACUUUCUAUUCGUCAGACAGCGAGGAGGUGGAGAUCUGAUAUUGGAAUCGUUUGCGGAAUUGGUUCACCAUGGAUCCGAAGGCUUUGCUAGAUGAGUUAAUGGGAAAGGAUCGGGACUUGCCCUUGGACCAGCAAAAGAAGAAGAAGCUACGUUUUGACGAUCCUGAGGUGUGUCAUUUUCAUUUGGUCUCCUUUUGUCCUCAUGACCUGUUUCCAAAUACUAAGAGUGACCUCGGUGCUUGUGAGAAAAUUCACGAUGAUGCACUUAGAGCUGAAUUCAUCAAAUCGAAUAGAGUAUCGCAAUAUGAAGCGGAGUUCCUAGGAUAUCUGGAGCGACUGAUUGCUGACCUUGAGAGAAAGAUCAAGAGGUGCCAUGAGCGAUUGGACAAGGAGAUGCCUCUAACUGAACAUGCCCGAGCUAACAGUGACCGUAUAUCAGCCAUUGCUAUGGAAGUACAAGUAUUGCUGAAACAAGCUGAACGAGAAGGAGAAGACGGUUUGGUUGAUCAAGCUCAGGCCACAAUGAACAAGGUGGACCUUUUGAAUAAAGAGAAGGAUCAGCUUGUGCGAGCGGUUAUGCCCGAGUUCGGCAACAUACUGGAGAAGGAGAAACGCAUGCAAGUCUGUGAAGUAUGUGGAGCGAUGCAAGCUUCUACUGAUACAGAAAAGCGCCUGGCAAGUCACUUGGAGGGCAAACAACAUCUGGGAUACUUCAGGAUCAGACAAACAGCCGACCAGUUGAGAAAGAAGAAGGAAGAAGAACGAGAAGCGAGACGCAAAGAAAGAGAAGUGGAGAAAGUAGAUGGGGUUGACCAGAAACCCAAGUUAGAAGAAGUGCCGCCUUCAGAAGAUCUGAAAGAUAAAGAGAAGAUUCUGAAUGGUGUGCGUCCUUAUGACAAGGAAAGAGAAAACGACAUGAGGAGGGAACAUGAAAAUCGAAGAGAACGAAGCCGUAGCCGGGAGAGAGCUCACCGUUCUCAUGACCGGAGUCGAGACCGUGAGGCCGAUAGAGAACGCGGGAGAGAUGCGGACAAUCAUAGAGAAUGGGGAGAUAAGGAAAGACACGGAGAUAGGGACAGGGACAGGGAACGAGAUAGAUAUCGGGACAGAGAUUGGCACAGAGAUAGGGGAGAGAGGGAGAGAGACAGCUACAGGGGGAGGGAACGAGACAGAGACCGCGACCGAGGGGGACGACGUCGCAGUCGUAGUAGAGAAAGAGACCAUAGACGGUGACAAUCAGAUGUAUCUCACAAAUCUCCUUACUUUGUUGACCUUGAUCGUAAUGUAGUGUAACUAAGUCCAAUUUUUAACUGAGGGACUUGUAGACCUGGCAUAUGGACAUUCUUUGUCACUCCGACACCUAAGAGCACGUUAGUAUGUUACAAUGGACAAUAGACGCGUGACAAUGUUUUCCUAGUUAUGUACUUUGAUGACAUUAUGAGUAAAAUUGUCUCAGUACAUCCUUGCCAAC
Marchantia polymorpha subsp. ruderalis is the source of this 2250-nucleotide messenger RNA. The record is from the annotation of a GenBank genome assembly. NCBI's taxonomy places the organism in Eukaryota, Viridiplantae, Streptophyta, Marchantiopsida, Marchantiales, Marchantiaceae.